CCGGGUCUUGCCACAUCGGCGGCAGCGGCGUCCUCCUCCUCCUCCGGCGAGCGGGCGCCCCUCCAUCCCUGCGCUCCCAGACAGAGCGGGGCGUUGCUCCGUACCGCUGAGACAACGGCGGGGCCUUCUGCGGGCUUCGGCAAAUGGAGCUCCGCAGCCGUCGCCUCUGCCGCUCUCCGGGACGCCCCUUUCGCCCAGGCCUCCGCCGCCGAGCCCGCCAGUCCCCGGCCUCCGCCGCAGCCGUUUAACCGCUGGGAGACGAAACUACCGGGCCGGCCGUUGGUGCAGAAAGCCCGCGCGCCUCCGCUCUCCUCGGCUGCAGCAGUCGCGGCGGUGCCGGCGAUGAGCGAGCGGCCGGCCGGGCAGCGGGGAAGGCGCAGCCCUCGCUCGACCUCCGCCCGCCGGCGGCGCUUCCUCCUCCUCCUCUUGUUGUUCUCGUCGCCUUAGAGCAGCGGCGGGCGAUGUGGAGCUCCGGCGCCGCCGUGCUGCAGCUCCUCUCCCGGGCGACCAAAUCCGCCGUUGCCCAUGGCGCCCGGCAGGACCUGAGCCGCUGGCUGCCUCGGCUGGGCGCCGCUGGGGAGCCGAGCGAGGCGGCGGCGGCGGCGGCAGCAGGGCUGUGUUUCGGGGAGCAGAACGGGCUGCACCCUUACGCGCACCCUGCCCCGGACCCGUCGGCGGAGGGGCUGCUGUGCCAGCUGCCCGACGCGGGGCCCGGCGCGGCAGAAGGCCGGACGUGGCGCUGGUCGUGCUGCCUGCUGGGCACCUGCUGGUGCAAGAGCUGCCUGAGCGUGUGCUUCUUGGCGGCUCUGUGCUUCGCCUCGCUCGCCCUCGUGCGCCAGUACCUGCGCGACCUGAUGCUCUGGGCCGAGAGCUUGGACAGCCUGGCCGGCGUGCUGCUCUUCACCGUGGGCUUCAUCGUGGUUUCCUUCCCGUGCGGCUGGGGCUACAUCCUGCUCAACGUGGCCGCGGGCUACCUCUACGGCUUCGUGCUGGGCAUGGGCCUCAUGGUGCUGGGGGUCCUCAUUGGCACUUUCAUCUCUCACGUGGUCUGCAAGAAGCUGCUGGCCCGAUGGGUGCUGGCCCGGAUCCAGGGCAGCGAGAAGCUCAGCGCCGUCAUCCGGGUGGUGGAGGGAGGCAGUGGCCUCAAAGUGGUGGCCUUAGCCAGGCUCACCCCCAUACCUUUUGGGCUCCAAAACGCAAUCUUCUCUAUAACAGAUCUUUCACUACCUAACUACCUGAUGGCUUCUUCUAUUGGAUUGCUUCCAACUCAGCUCUUAAACUCCUACCUGGGCACUACCUUGCGCACAAUGGAAGAUGUUAUUGCAGAACAGAGUGUUAGUGGUUAUUUCAUAUUUAGUUUACAGAUUCUGAUAAGUAUAGGCCUCAUGUUUUAUGUUGUCCAUCGGGCUCAAGUGGAGCUGAAUGCAGCCAUUGUUGCAUGUGAAAUGGAAAUGAAGACAUCGCUUGUUGAAAGCAGUCAUUCAAGCAACAGCAGUUCAGCAUUUUGCAACAAGAGGACGCUUGCAUUUUCUGGAGGAGGAAUCAAUAUUGUAUGAUUUCUCUUCUACCCCGCCCCCCUUCCCAAAGUAUUAUAUUAGGAUGUGGUGAACCUGAAUAGCCUAACCUAUUGCCUACACAUAAUUCUGAGCAUCUCAACAAGACUUAAAUCCCAAGCAGUUGACAGAUGUACUGUGGCACAAACCAUGCUGGUGGUUUUUAAAAUUGCACAGUGGAUGACUUUUUGCCAAGAAUCAAUAAGUGGCUAAGUAACUGUAAAUAUAGAUACACGUUUGGCUGCACCUUUUGUCAUCUCUCUACUUGUCAAGGCCUGUAGUCUGCACUUUAGGUUCUGUUUGAAUUUGCUUCUACAAACCUGAGAAAAAUACCCCCAAGGUAAAUAUUUUUCUGCUUAGCAUUGUUUAUAAGGCUAAAUAAUAAUAUACAGUAGAUCUUUUAGUACUGGUGAAUGAGUGUAAAGUAUGCAACUUCAUGUACAGUACUGCUGAAUGUGCUUAGCUUUCAAAAUAUUUCCAUGAAGGAGUAUGUUCUCCCUCAUGGACAGGCAAGCACUCAGCAUAGGGGAAGUUCCUUCCUCCAGGGCUGGAAAGGCAAAACAAGCACUUCCUGAGGAGGAGACACGUCUCCCUGGAUCCACAUUAUGUUCCUGUCUGUGACAGGGAACAAGGUUUCUCUGGGGAGUCUCUGGAGACCUGCUUGGAAAGAGAAACCAGGGAGAGGAGGGGUGGGGUUUUUGUUUGUUUGUUUUUUAUUGCUAUAUCUGGGGCCAUUUGGCUUCCCUUUAUCCUGUUUUUUGUUUCAGCUUAGGCUGAACGGGAUGGGUGGGAGGGAAGGAAACCUUAUAUAAAUCUUUGGUUGAAUGUAUUUUUGUAAGCCACUGAAAUGUUGUGGAGCCAUUCAUAAUUUUUCACGCAAGUUUAAAUCCUACAUUGUGGGACUGAAGUGCUCUUAUAUAACAUUUUAAGUUACACUGUGUAAUAUGCAAAGUAAAAGGGAAACUACGGAGUAUAUGAUGGAUUGUGGCAAAUAGUAGUCUAACAGAGAACUUGCAAGCUAAAUGCAAGUCUUUUUUCUGGCUUUACCAACUUUGGCAGUAACAAAAGGGCUCUUCCAUUAUAAUCCCAUUUCUAGUUAAUAAUAAAAAGUUUUGGGGGGUGUAUAGGUCAGUUUCACUUUGUUACAUGCAUGAUAAGACGUACAAAAGAGGAGGAACUAAAUCUUUCUGAGAAUACUACGGUACUAAUGCAUCACGUGGCCUUUAUUUUAUAUGGAAAGCCAUUUGGUUUUUCUUUAAUGAAAGCUUUAAAAACCAACAUAAUUCCCUCCUAAUAUACUUUCCUCCAACCAUUAAAUGAUGUUCUUCUGGUAGACCUUUUGUGCAGUACUUUGAUACUUUACCAACAGAGUGCUGUGAAGAUUAUAACUUCUCCCUUUCUUCUUUGCCUUUGCAAAGAAAGAAAAAGACAGAGGUUUUCCAUCAACAAAUAAAUGAAUAGAAAAGGACAGAGAUGUCUUAGAGGCUCAGGAAUCUGUAAACAUUUUUAAAAGAAUAUAUUUCAUAUGAUAUAGAGAUCCUGCUGCAGAGUCUGAGAUGCUUCUUUGUGGGUUUGACUGGACUGGAAUAAGCCUAACUGUGUUUAUGUGUUGGUACCAUAAUUCUUUACAGAUGCAUAUUUGUAUACCUGAAUUAUGUACUCACAAAAAUGCUUCACAGCAGUUGGAACCAGCACAAAACUACUUUGAACUCAAAUAUUAUUUUUGUCUGAAAUCUUGAUUAGUUUGUUCAGAACAAUAAAGUACACUUCUGGCUCUUGUGA
Molecule: messenger RNA, 3335 nt
Organism: Eublepharis macularius
Lineage: Eukaryota; Metazoa; Chordata; Lepidosauria; Squamata; Eublepharidae
Gene: TMEM64
Product: transmembrane protein 64
Exons: 3
Coding region: 462-1556 (364 amino acids)
Source: RefSeq, a predicted model, not a curated record